Molecule: messenger RNA, 4332 nt
Organism: Durusdinium trenchii
Lineage: Eukaryota; Dinophyceae; Suessiales; Symbiodiniaceae
Source: the annotation of a GenBank genome assembly
AUGCACCGAGCACUAUUUGUCCAUCUGCAGCAUUUCAGCCAACGACCCCCAUCGCCCGUUGAAAACGGCAGCCAGAAGAGUAGGGCUGCAAUGAACGUGUCGGUCUGUGAGUUGAGCAUUACUGUGGCCGGGAAUCGCAAGCUGCUCUCGGAUGUGAACUGCUUGGUACAGGCCGGCGAGAUGGUGGCCUUGAUGGGCCCCUCGGGCGCGGGGAAGACCACCCUGCUGAACUGCAUCGUGGGGCGGUCCAUCACCGGAGUCACCGAGGGGAACGUUUUUUAUGAUGGCACCUCCUUGGGAAAAGUCAGGAGCAGCGUUGGAUACGUCACCCAGGACGACAUCAUGUACGAGACCUUGACCCCACGCGAGAACCUGUGGUUUGCCUCGGCCUUCAUUUUGCCCAAGCUCUCCAAGGACACGCGGAACUCCGUGAUUGAGGGAGUGAUUGAGAAGUUGAACCUGAAGAAGUGUGCCGACACCGUGGUGGGCUCUCCAGGUUUGGUGCGCGGCAUCUCGGGGGGCGAGAGGAAGCGCACGAACGUGGCGCUGUCCUUGUUGGGGAACCCUUCACUCCUCUUGUUGGACGAGCCCACCAGUGGAUUGGACUCCAAGAUGUCCGAUUCCUUGAUGCGGGACGUGAAGCAGAUUGGCCAGCAGGGCUGCACGGUGGUGGCCACGAUCCAUCAACCCUCCGAGGCGGUCUUCACGCGCUUCGACAAGGUGCUGCUGCUGGAGACGGGGAAGAUCGCCUACUACGGCCCCGUCGCAAGUCUUCGCUCCUCCUUGAGCUCUUUGGGCUUCGCUUGCCCCACGGGAACCCCGCUCCCUGAGCUACUCUUGGACGUGCUGGAGGUCCCCAAGGAGGAGGAGGAGAUCUCAAGCUACCGGAACAAGCUGGAGAAGCUCAAGCAGAUGUCCGACACAGCGAAGGGCGACCAUGGCUCCCCCACCAAGUCGGAGGCUCCGGUGAAGCGCGCGGGGCCCUGUGGGCAGCUGGUGACGCUCUUCAAGCGGGAGCUGGUCAACGUGAAGCGCAACAAGGCUUUGACGGUGGUGCGUGCGGUGCAAUCGGUGGCCUCCUCCGUCCUCAUUGGCUUGAUCUUCUUGCAAUUGGAAAGGAACAUGUCCAGCCUUCAGCCGCGGCUCUUCUCCAGCUUUCUUCUGGUCUUUGCCCAGUUCCUCUUUGCCAUGUUGGGCGUGGUGAAUGCCUUCCCGGCCGAGCGUGCGGUCUUCCUUCGGGAGACGCAGGACAAGCUCUACCAUCCGGCGAUGUUCUAUUUCGCCAAGGUCUCGAUUGACACUAUUAUGCAGUGCCUCUUUCCGAUCCUGGUGGUUGCCAUCAGCUAUCCGCUCAUCGGCUUGAAUGGUGAGAGUGCAGAUCGGAUCUUGUGGUUCUACACCAUCAUGGCCGUGGUCUCCAACUGCGGCGCUGCGGUGGGCUUCGCCGUGAGCGCGGCGGUGCCCAGCGUGAACCUGGCGCUGUCCAUCGCGCCGGGGCUGGUGAUGCCUCAGUUGUUGCUGGCGGGGAUCUUCAUCAAGGUGGAAGACUUGCCCCAGCCCUUCAACGCGAUCAGCUACUUGAUGGUGGCCCGCUAUGCGGUGCAGGCGACCGUGGUGAAUGAGUUCAGCUGCACGACCAAGGAUGCCUGCAGUCCGCUGGUGUGGCGAAAUGCAUCGGCCGACCUGUGUGAUAGCUCACCCUGUGACUUCUGCUGCACGGCGCAUGAGAUGAUGGGUGCCGGGGGGAUUUGCCCGGUUCUCUCCUGCGACGAUGCGUUGGUCACCUUGGGCAUGGACGAGAUUUGGCCCAUUGGCGACACCCAUGAGGAUACCAUCUUCUACAACUUCAUUGCCUUGCUCUGCCUGAUGGUUUUCUUCCGACUGCAGGGCUUGAACGUGUUGCUGAUGAGCUUCCGCAAAGCGACCACGGGCAGUUGUUUGCCAUGCAAGCGCUCCACACCAAUGGGCUGUGUUGGUGCACGUCCCGGCGGUCCAAGUCAUGCCGAGUUCACCAGUGCCAUGUGGUGCCCCUUGCAUUUCUGCAAUUUUGGCGUGGAGGUCAGGCUGUGCCUUCCCGAGCCGGCGCCCCGCUUCUUUGGGCGUCUCACGGCGCGAGGCUGCACGAUGUACACCUUCUGCAAUGUCGAAGGUGUGCCGGAAACGGCCGACUCCACGGACGUGCUCCAAAGCGUGCGACUCUUUCGACAAAACAUGGGCUGGGUCCCCCGGAAUCCCCCCGCAGGACGGGCAUUCUUCCAGUGGCAGUUGAGGCUGGGCGGCUGGUUCAUUUCCUACGAGAACGGCAAGGCCGCCGUCAGCGUGACGCACGCCAAGUGGGGCCGCCGAAGGAUCCGGAGCGUGCCCGGCCAAGUCGUGGUGUCCACCACAGGUGGACCCUCCGAUGCCUCGGGAGGCAUCCUGUUCCGAAUGCCCGAUUCACCGGAGGACCUUCGUGGCACCCAGCUGUGGAAGGCCAAAAGUGGGCGGGGCAGUGCUAAGCUUCGGAGUCGUUUCCAAGUUCUGGCCCAGCUGGCGCCGAUCACCUGGCCAUUCGCCCACGUCUCCACCCGCGAGCGAUCGAUCUUCCGAAUGGCCUUGCGCUGCUGGGCCAUUGCUGGCCUGGUGAGCUUCACGGAGAGCUGCACCAAUCUCAUCGUCUCGCCGGGCGCGUCUGCAGAUGGCUCCACUCUGUUCUCUUACACGGCAGAUUCUGGAAGUGUGUAUGGAACUCUGGGGCACUACCCGGCCGGGCAGCACAGCGCCGGUGCCAAGCGGCCGGUUUGGGACUGGGACUCGGGGAAGUACCUGGGCGAGAUCGAUGAGGCGCCCUACACCUACAACGUGAUUGGGAACCUCAACGAACAUGGCCUGGCCAUUGGGGAAACCACCUUUGGUGGCAACGAGACGUUGAGCGGAGGUGAAGGGGUGAUGGAUUAUGGAAGCUUGAUCUGGGUGACCCUACAGCGCUGUAAGACGGCGCGAGAGGCGAUCUUGAUGUUUGACCAGCUGGUGAAGGAGUACGGCUAUGUCUCUGAGGGCGAGUCCUUUACCAUUGCAGAUGCCAAGGAGGUGUGGGUCUUGGAGAUGAUCGGCAAGGGGAAGUUCGAGAAGGGCGCUGUCUGGGUGGCCGUGCGCAUCCCCGAUGGCCACGUGAGCGGCCAUGCGAACCAGGCGCGGAUCCAGCGCUUCCCCUUGCACGACGCGGAGAACUGCGUGUUCUCCUCAGAUGUCAUCAGCUUUGCAGUGAAAGUGGGGCUCUGGGAUGCUCAACGACCGCAGGAGGAGUUCAGCUUCGCCGAUGCCUAUGAUCCCAUCAGCUUCACUGGCGCGCGGCUGAGCGACGCGAGGGUCUGGUCCUUCUUCUCGUCAGUGGCCUUGGAUCCCUCCUUUGAGAAGUCCUACGAGAAGUACGUGCUGGGACAGAACGUCUCCGCUGCCGCGCGCAUGCCGCUCAGCAUCCCCGUGAAGUCGAAGAUCUCAAACGUGGAGCUCAUGUCCCACAUGCGAAACCACUAUGAGGGCACGGCGCUGGAUUCGCGCUUGGAUGUUGGCGCAGGAUCCUCGGGAAGUCCCUUCCGCGUGCGGCCCUUGGUGUGGAAGCAGGGGAAUGCCAGCUACGUGCACGAACGCAUGGUGGGCACUCCCCAGGCGGGGUGGAACUUCGUGGCACAGCUGCGGGGGUGGCUCCCUGGGCCGAUGGCCGGGCUCCUGUGGUUCGGCGUGGACGAUGCCAGCUUCUCCGUCCAUGCGCCUUUCCAUGGUGGCACCACGCGCGUGCCGCAGGGCUACGCGGAUGGCUUUGGCGAUGCCCUUCACUACUCGCGGUCGGCGUUCUGGGCCUUCAACACCGUCGCCAACUUCAUCUACCCCAGGUGGUUCCUGGCGGAUGCCGUGAUGCACCGCGCCCGCAUGAGCGAACAGACCUUCGUGGCAGAGGUGCAGGCCGAGGAGCUGCUCGCAAAGGCUCUCUACAAGAAAGACCCAGCCAAGGCCAUCGAACUUUUGACUGCUAGAGACGUGGCGCGGGCGGAGCGUGUGGUCGAGGAGGAGUUUGCGUUGUUCGGAGAUUUGAUGGUCGGCUACCGCGACGGCUUCCGCAUCUCGUCGCAGGGCCCCGAGGCGCCAGACCAUGGCGGCCAGCAGGGCGGCGUGGUGCCCAAGGUCGAAGAAGUGGGCUACUCUGAGACCUGGUAUGACCGCAUCGUGAAGGACACGGGCGAGCACUAUAAGAUCCCCUCCUCAUCCCAGCUGGACCGUGCCAAGCUGCGGACUCUGUCCAAAGGAGUCGCCAUGGGCAUGGACACUGGCUCGGCGAAGUAUGUCAUCGUUUGA